AUGCUCAGAGACAGACUGAGUUCGCUGCAAAAGUGUUCUCAGCGAUGGGGAUCCAAGAAAUACAUGAGGACCCGUUCCAGUCCCGCUGCUGUCUACGUCGACGCUGACGGCAGUUCCGAUUCGCUUCGCGUUCUGAAGCGAGUCGACGUCAUUCGAGACGACAUGCAACUCAUCGAGAACGACCUUCCAGACGUGCGCGAAUCUCUGCGCAAGUUGCUCGCCGCGGUCAACGAAGGAGACCGACAGAACGUGCAGCGACGUCUCAGCAAACUGUGUGAGAGUGCAAAGAGAGCUGAGCUCUUGCUCUGUUCGAUGAGCUUGUUUUGCGAACAAGACAGACCAGACGGAACGCUGACGAGAAUAGUGAAGACCCAGGGUAUGAAAAUUGGAUGCCACUUGAUGAAAAUAAUUGAUGAGCUGAGGCAGUGUCAUGAGGAGCUGGCCACCGUGCUGAGAAAACAACUGGGCAUAUCGAAUUCGCUUGGGAUUGUGGCAGACUGCGCCGUUCGUCCUCACAAGAGUAAAAGAAGUCGCAAGUCGAAUCUUUGUCGACAGUCGUUCAGUUGUCCGAGCUUGCCCUCGAAGGUGGAACAAGAUGACCACUGCAGUCCACAGGCAUUUGAGCUGGCAACGAUAGAAAAGCAGCUCACAAAGUUGCUCAAACUGUCUGCAACGGUUGCAGAUCUGGUGUCUGAUCAGAACGACUUGUUUGAUAAUAUUGAGCAUCAGGUGACAGCACAGAGGGAUCCUAGAUCUCAAAUGUCGUGUGGGACUGGACACUCGUUGGUGGACGGUAUCGAGCUUGAAAGUGUAGAUCCCAUCUACUUGAGCUAUACAACGUAAUUUGAGUACAACCAAAGAGUGGCAAAGAUUUUUUACUUGUUGACAAUAGGUACAUGUUGUGUUUCUACCGCAGCUCUAGUACAACCUUUUAUUGAUUACUUUUAGGUUAGAGCACCUAGAUAGCUAACAGAAUGAAUUAUUAACUGUAUGAAUUCAACUAUAGAAAAGAGUAAGUUAUUCCUACAUUGCAAAAUCUCAAACCCUUGUAGAAAACUAAUUGUGAGAACAUUUCCUUAUCUAAAUAGACAGU
Messenger RNA from Corticium candelabrum, 1093 nucleotides. RefSeq lists its product as uncharacterized. Gene Ontology annotation, cellular component: membrane. NCBI's taxonomy places the organism in Eukaryota, Metazoa, Porifera, Homoscleromorpha, Homosclerophorida, Plakinidae. The transcript has a single exon. The record is from RefSeq and is a predicted model, not a curated record. The coding region runs from base 1 to 843 and encodes 280 amino acids. Gene Ontology annotation, biological process: vesicle-mediated transport.